Molecule: messenger RNA, 1983 nt
Organism: Topomyia yanbarensis
Lineage: Eukaryota; Metazoa; Arthropoda; Insecta; Diptera; Culicidae
Product: venom protease-like
Exons: 2
Coding region: 256-1260 (334 amino acids)
Biological process (GO): proteolysis
Molecular function (GO): serine-type endopeptidase activity
Source: RefSeq, a predicted model, not a curated record
GUGACGAUGGAUUUGAUGACUGGACAUUAUGGGAUUGCUUCUCGUCUUUUUUGCAUUUGGGUAAUUUUUAUCGAUCAAGGUGUGUGGUCCUUCGUGCGGUGCUUCAUUUUAACUACUGGAACUAACGAGCUUGCAAAUUGAAUUGCAAAGCAGGCGAUUUAACGUCGAGCAUCGUAAUCGAACGAGAGGUCACCGUCGGGUGUAACCCGCAUAUGCAGAACUGAACCUUAUCAGCUAUCAGUUUCAGCGCGUAGGAUGCUAGUCAGUUGGUUAAUAUAUUCAGUUCAAACCCAUCACAGCAUCAUGAAGAACGCGAUUUUGUACCUACUGCUGGUGACGGUAGUUUCAGUAACAGCGACCUUUGCACAACAGUUUAGGUCAUUUCAUCGAACGCGAAAACCACCGGCUUCUUGGUGUGGAGUUCGUAAAAUCACAAGUCGGGGUCUGAUUGUCGGUGGCUCGGAAACUAUCCCCGGUGAGUGGCCAUGGCAUGCUGCGGUUUAUCACGUCACCGAAGGAGGCCGUUCGAGGGAGUACAAAUGCGGUGGAACGUUGAUCAACUCCGGUUACCUGCUGACUACGGCUUCCUGUGCAUUGUACGGUCGCGGUAAACCGGAAGGAGCAAUCGUCGUGGAGCUGGGCCAGUUCAACCUAGUGGAAUCCUUCGCCGGAAAGGUUGAUGCGAUUGUUAGCAAUGUUUCGAUUCACGAACAGUACGUUCACGGAGAAACAAUGAACGAUGUGGCAGUUAUGCAGUUGAAAAAUGCGGUGCAGUUUACGGACUACGUUCAACCGGCUUGCCUGCCGGUGGCGUCGGAGAACAUUGAGCAUUAUGAGGGUAAAAAUGGAACGAUCGUAGGUUGGGGUUUCGAGCAGGCCGGGAAGCUAUCGGAAAAGCUGAAAACGGCGCAGGUUCCUGUCAUUUCUUAUUUGCAGUGCCUCAAGAGUGAUCGGGAUUUCUUCUCACGAAAUCUGAAUUCUGGGAUGUUCUGCGCCGGAUUGCUGAAUGGAACGGCGCCUUGUUUCGGUGAUGCCGGUGGUGGGAUGUUCUUCCAGAAUGGUAAAGUAUGGAUCCUACGCGGAAUCAUUGCGUUCACUGGUCGGGUCUAUACGGAAACCGGCGGUUGCAAUACCGAGCAGUAUUUCGGACUGGUGAAUGUCAUUCAUUUUAUGCCCUGGAUUGAGGAGACAAUUGCCCGCUGGAAUGCAUCAAUCGUGCCUGCGGUUGUUCAAAAUAAGUCCCAGCAGCAGCGUUGGUAGCAUUUGUAAACGAUAAAAUCUAGCGCUCCAAAUUGGUGCGAAUUCCGGGCUUGAAACUGUUUGUGUGUAUAGGUAUGCAAGAGUGUCUGUGACUGUGCGUGGCUUCCAAUCUGUGCGCGCCGCUUGUUCGCUUUCUGUACUCUUGCGUAACUAAUAACAACAAUAUUUUGAUUAUGCCCAUUUUGGAAGGAAAGAGGCAAAAUUUAAAGCAAAUUAUUGUUAUUUAUCCGCUUUAGCCUUCUUUUCAUUUCAACUUUUCGUUUUCUGUUUCUUCGCGGCUCUCCGGUACAAUUUCCCUCUCACUACCGGUGUCCGGUGUCGGCUCAGUUUCGUAGUGCAGCGAAUUCCGAAUGGUUCGACACAGAGUUUUAAAUUGUAUUUCUUAUUUUGAUUCGGUUGCGUAGUUAAGUAGACGAAAAACAAGAAUUUAUUGUUUUUAAUAGUACGGUGAAAUACUUCAGCUCAACACAACAUGACUCACAAAUUCAUCCAAUCCUAUUAGUCUCAUCCGCUGUAGACUCAUCUUCGACAAGCAAGAUAACACGAGUAAUUCACUAAAGUAAGUGAAACGUCCCUUGAGAUCUACUAUUGUAAUUUAACAGAAAAUAAACGAAUCAUUGUUAAAUUUCAGACGCUGAGAUUAAAAAUGCACGAUACGCUGGUCACUGAAUCUAGAACGACGUACACUACAAAAUCACAUAUUUCUUUCCCAGAGAACAUCAC